AUGCUCGCCCACCAGGCGAAUAACCUGCGCAGCAGCCUGUCCAGGGUGCGGAACCCCGGCCGUCGAAUCCCAUCAGCGUGUUUCUCCACCACUUCCACGCGCAGCAAUUAUGAUGCUACCAUCCAAAACCUCAAGAUCGGCGCCCACACCCGUGUCAUUUUCCAAGGCUUCACCGGAAAGCAGGCGACUGCAAAUGCAAAGGAGUCAAUAGAAUGGGGGACAAACGUCGUUGGCGGCGUCAAGCCCAACGGCUCCGGAGAGCAUCUGGGACUGCCCGUCCUGCCUUCGGUAAGGGCGGCCAUGGAGCAGUUGAAGCCGGAUGCCACGGGAAUCUACGUUGCGGCCCAUCAGGCAACGGCUGCAAUCGAAGAGGCAAUCGAGGCCGAGGUCCCGCUCAUCGUCGCUGUGGCUGAGCACAUACCGCUGCAUGAUAUCAUGAGAAUUCACUCCAUGCUGCAAUCUCAAUCAAAAUCGCGACUUGUGGGUGCCAAUGCUCCAGGAAUAAUCUCAGCCAUUGGAAAAUGCAGAAUUGGCUUUCAGCCCCUGCCCACAUUCUCGCCGGGUCACAUUGGCGUGGUGGGAAAGUCCGGCACGCUGUCCUAUGAAACAGUGGGAUCCUUGACAAGAGCGGGUCUUGGGCAGAGUCUGUGCAUUGCAGUCGGCGGCGAUGUUAUUGCAGGAACAAACUUUAUCGAUGCUCUCAAAGUCUUUGAGCAUGACGAAGACACAGAGGCUAUUAUUAUUGCUGGUGAACUCGGAGGUACCACGGAAGAAGAGGCGGCCGACUGGAUCAAAGAUUACCGGAAGCGCGUCAAGAAUCCUAAACCAAUUGCUGCCGUCAUUGCAGGUUUCCAAGCACCGCCUGGAAAGGUAAUGGGCCAUGCUGGAGCCUGGGUUGGCCUUGGAGAAGGCACCGCCGAGGCAAAAUACAAGGCAUUGGAGAAUGCCGGUGUGACCAUGGUUGAUCAUCCUGCCAGAUUCGGCGGAGUCAUGAAGGAGAUUCUCGCAAAAUCAGGCCGUAACGAGCAAUCGGCAGCGCAGCAACGUCGCUCAUACCAUACAGUUCGCACACGACGACCCAUGUUCAAUUCGACAACAGGGCCUUCAUUCCAGCAGACACGCUCACUCCACCUCACAAAAGAGCAAUCCGCAAAUCUUCUCAAAUCCUACAACAUCAACCUCACCGUACCGCCCGAAGGCUCACCCUCAACCCACUACCUGGGCAUCUCACCUGACCGCUCCACCCGCUCCCCCUCCAUCAUUGCCGCCCCAACAGCCUCCCCCUCAAGUCUUGACCGCCGCGUACGCCGUUUCCCCUUUGACUACCGCACAGGACCCAGCGAGUCUGCCAUCGCCGCCGCAACUGCGCACAUGCAACUUUCCGCGCUGCCCCCGAAAUCCAAAGCCCAGCUCGUCGAAGCCAUCCACAACCUAUGGAAACUCUACGUAGCCAAGGAAGCCAUAGACGCCCACGUCAAGCUCGCCCUCUCUGUCUCAACCGACGACCUCCUCUUCUACGACCCCUACCUCUUCUUCGACGACGCAGCCUUCAAAUCUGGAAAACGACAGGCAGACCUCCACGCCCUGCGCGAUGCUGAAUCUAUCAGCGCGAUGCAGCGCGAAGCCGAAGAAGCAGGCAUCGUGUAUAUCCCUCUCUCCCCCACUCCCAGCACACAAGACCAAGACGCACAAUCGACCCCAAACAACCUCGUCGGAACCCUCGUCAACGGCGCAGGCCUCGCCCUCAACACAAACGACACUUUAGCCCUGCGUCUCGCGCCGCACACAUCAGCCGCCAAUUUCCUCGACACGGGCGGCAAAGCCACAGCCGCAACCAUUGCAACGAGCUUCAAGCUCAUCCUCGCCGACCCCCGCGUCAGCGUCGUCUUCGUCAACAUCUUUGGCGGCCUCACCCUCGGCGACAUGAUUGCCCGCGGAAUCAUACUCGCCUUCCAAGACGUCGGUGUCGACAAACCCGUUGUCGUGCGUUUACGCGGCACAAACGAGGAGGCUGGACGUAGGAUCCUAGACGAGGCCAAUUUGCCGAUUCUCGCAUUUGAUGAUUUCGAAGAGGCGGUGCAGAAGGUGGGCGAGUUGGCGAGGGGGGGCGGCUGAAAAUAGCUGCUAGCCAGGUGCGAGGUAGGAUGCAUGCAUGUAUAGAGCGGGUUGCGUUGUGGGGGUUCUGAAUAAGUCAUGGUAUGCAAGAAGUGAAUGAAGGAGUAUGGAGCAAAGAAAAAGAAUACCGACAUGUGUAUUCGACGUGAAAUAAA
This is a messenger RNA of Exserohilum turcica Et28A, 2270 nucleotides long. RefSeq lists its product as uncharacterized. Gene Ontology annotation, cellular component: mitochondrion; succinate-CoA ligase complex (ADP-forming). Lineage: Eukaryota; Fungi; Ascomycota; Dothideomycetes; Pleosporales; Pleosporaceae. The record is from RefSeq and is a predicted model, not a curated record. The coding region runs from base 1 to 2115 and encodes 704 amino acids. Gene Ontology annotation, molecular function: succinate-CoA ligase (ADP-forming) activity; succinate-CoA ligase (GDP-forming) activity. Gene Ontology annotation, biological process: tricarboxylic acid cycle. The transcript is spliced from 3 exons.